AUGGAAUACAUCGCCGCGUACGUAUUAUGCACAAUUGGACACGACAAAGCUGAAGAAGCGAAGGUCAAAGACAUUUUGACUGCCGCUGGUGCGACGGUCGACGACUCAAAAAUUGCGGAGGUGUUCAAGGCUCUUGACGGUAAAAAUGUUUGGGAAGUGAUUGAACAAGGAAAAAGCGAGAUGGGGUCGAUGGCUGUUGCCGCUGCUCCAUCCGCUACAACUGCAACUGAAGAAAAACACGAAGAAAAAGCUGAAGAACAAAAAGAAGAAAAAAAAGAGGAAGCCGAAGAGGACUUCGGUGGCUUUGGCGAUCUCUUCUAA
This is a messenger RNA of Entamoeba invadens IP1, 321 nucleotides long. Its product is annotated as 60S acidic ribosomal protein P2, putative. NCBI's taxonomy places the organism in Eukaryota, Evosea, Mastigamoebida, Endamoebidae. Gene Ontology annotation, biological process: cytoplasmic translational elongation. Bases 1 to 321 code for a protein of 106 amino acids. The transcript has a single exon. Gene Ontology annotation, cellular component: ribosome; cytosolic large ribosomal subunit. Gene Ontology annotation, molecular function: structural constituent of ribosome. The record is from RefSeq and is a predicted model, not a curated record.